Molecule: messenger RNA, 2063 nt
Organism: Botrytis cinerea B05.10
Lineage: Eukaryota; Fungi; Ascomycota; Leotiomycetes; Helotiales; Sclerotiniaceae
Exons: 4
Coding region: 266-1879 (537 amino acids)
Biological process (GO): carbohydrate transport; transmembrane transport
Cellular component (GO): membrane
Molecular function (GO): carbohydrate:proton symporter activity
Source: RefSeq, a predicted model, not a curated record
GAGCCAAAUAAUAAACAUGAGUGCAAGGAUUCAAUUCCUCCGCUUAGAAAAGUGGAAGUUACUAGACGGCGCUAACAACCCCGCACUGAAUUACCCCAACACCCCAACUCCCCAAGUUCUCCACCUUCGGGUGAAUAAUAGAGCGACCCAAUAUUCCGUGUGCUUUAUGCGCGUUCUGGCAAGGAUAAAUAUUUAAAAACCCCAUAAGACACCCACUUGCGCCUGCCUUUCUUUCAUCUUCACGCUUCUUCCCCAAAUCGACAAGAUGAGUAACGCGAUCACAGAAGAAAAACCGACCUUGUCGGAGGUCGAAGCACAUCCCACCUCCGCCGACGUACCUGUUUAUGGUGACGAGAAGAUCGAUUCUGACAGAGCGCGCGCCAUCAAUGCAGAGAAAGCCGAACAUGACAUGACUGUGCUGCAGGCUGUGAAAGCCUACCCCGCUGCCAGUUGGUGGGCAUUCGUUAUGUCAUGCACCAUUAUCAUGGAAUCCUACUGUGUUUUCUUAAUGGGUCAGUUCAUCGCCACACAAAAAUUCGCCGACGAUUUCGGCGUAAAGAGCGGCGUGACAGGACUUUAUAUCAUCGAAGCUUCGUGGCAGUCGGCAUUCCAGUGUAGUGGACCUCUCGGCGCUUUCAUCGGUGUCUUCUUGGCAGGUCCUAUUACGAGUAAGAUAGGGUAUCGAUGGGCAACGAUUAGCGGUCUCAUGGCCCUUAACGCUUUCAUCUUCAUCUUCUAUUUUGGCAACAGCCAGGGUAUGUUCUUCGCGGCUCAGAUCUUGGAAGGCAUUCCGUGGGGUAUCUUCAUCGCCAAUGCACCCGCCUAUUGUGCCGAAAUUGUGCCAUUGAGAUUGAGAGCGCCAGCGACGCAGAUGCUGCAGAUGUUCUGGGCUAUUGGCGCAAUCAUUGUCGGUGGUAUCACUUACCACUACCAAUCCAAGAAUGACUCUUCAGCGUACAGAGUUCCUAUUGCACUCCAAUGGAUGUUCCCUACCCCUCUCGCCAUUCUACUCUUCAUCGCGCCCGAAUCCCCCUGGUGGCUUGUACGUAAAGGCCGUCUGGCUGAGGCAGAAAAUGCUGUCAGAAGACUUGGGCGAGCGAGUGCAAACGAUAACCCCGCUGACGCAGUCGCGAUGAUGCGACGUACGAUCGACCUCGAGAAGAGCGUGAAACAGCCCAAUCUUGUUGAACUGUGGAAAGGUACUGAUCUCUACCGCACCUUAAUUGUCUGUGGUGUAUACGCAUCUCAGAAUCUGACGGGCAAUCUAAUCGCCAACCAGGCGGUGUACUUUUUCAAACAGGCCGGCAUGGCAGACAACACUGCAUUCGCUCUUGGUCUAAUCACUUCUGCCCUACAAUGGAUCAUGGUCAUGCUAUCUUGGGUCCUCACUACAUACCUCGGUCGUCGCACUAUCUAUGUCUAUGGCCAAUUCAUUGCCACUGGAUUUUUAGUCGCGCUCGGUAUUGCAGCCUCAGUUGGUGAUAGCAAAGCGGCUAACAAUGCGCAAGCAUCUCUUGGCUUGCUCGUCUCCGUCUUAUUUUGCUUGGGACCCGCCCCUGCCUCAUGGGUCAUUAUUGGCGAGACCUCUUCCGUUCGUCUUAGGCCACUAACAACUGGUAUUGGACGAGCCGCCUACUACUUGGUCAAUAUCCCUUGCAUCUUCCUGGCAAGUUAUAUGCUCAAUACUGAUAAGUGGAACCUGGGCGGUAAGAGCGGCUACGUCUGGGCUGGUACUGCUCUUAUUUGCAGUCUCAUGUCUUGGUACUGGGUUCCAGAAAUGAAGCAUAGAUCCUUCCGUGAAAUCGAUAUCUUGUUCACGCGCAAAGUACAGGCUCGCAAAUGGUCGAGAACAGUCAUUGAUAUCAACGAUGAUGAGUAGAUUGAAGUUGUUUGAAGAAGCGCUUAAGUAUCACACCUUCAGGAAUGGGCGGUAGAGAGGAGUUUCUUACUGGAUAUUGUCCAAUAAUUAUUUUAAAGAUUAGCUGCAUAGUAAAGAUCAUAUCAAAACCAAUAUCAUGUUUAUAUCGCAUUGAUAAUGAUUGAAAUUAAACACGAGUUCAACA